GCGGGCUGGUAGGGGAGCACGCAGCGUGCAGGUAACAACGUGCAUACCAAUGCUCGUUCCAUCCACGUCGCUCCGACUGCGCUGUCCUACUCGCACGCACGUGCACGCGAGCCGCGCAGGUCUGAGUCAAACCGGAGUGUACUACCAGUUCGCCGUGCGGACCAGCUAAGUCAUAUACGCUGUUAACAUAUACGAGUUGUGCGCAUGUUUGUUUGAGCGAGCGCAUUCCAAUCGUGCUUUGCGCGCUGAGUGUACCUGACCGCAGUAAAACUACUAAGGGAUUUUAGUUGAAAAAUAUCCAUCGUUGCGUUGCGCCGAGCGUUACUCCGUCCAAAUCGGGUGCUCUCUUUCAAUGCGCGCUGGGCUGCGGCGGCUGCGACGAGGUACGAAAACGCGGAGCGUGUGCACACACGGGCGGACCGGGGACCGGUUGUGUGGAAAAGUGCCGAGGAAUCGCGGAAAACUUUGAAAAUUCGCGCGCAAGUCAAUCGGCACGCUCGUGUUUCGGGGGCGGCGUAUGUUGUGUGAGUUUUUCGGCGAAUGCGCAUCGGACUUAAGUAGUGCAGUGUGCGUGCGGACGAUUCCACCGCCGGGAUUCAACGUGUGCAUCAUUGGAUUAUCUUUUAAUUAGUGCAUUGGGAUUUAACAGUGGACAUGCGGGAACUUUACUAAGGAUUUCGGAUUAUAUUUAAAACACAUGGUGGUGCACGGCGAGAAGCCUCGGUUAGAGAUGGUGGGGUCAUGCGUGCCGGGCUGUGCACGGUGAGCGCCCCUCUGGCCGCGUGCAGCCCCGCAGGCGCGCUACCCCCGGCCGCCCGCUUCCUAGCACUCCAUCUGCUGCAUCAGCAGACAAUCUACUUCAUCGUCCAGGCCAAAUCGCGCGUGCGCGAGCUCUACCAGCAGACAUGCCUGCACUUCGCCCAGCAGGGCAUGCUGGACACCGACUUGUUCGGCUUAGCACUCAUAUGCGAUGGCGAAUAUUUGUUUGCCGAACCCGAUAGCAAGCUAUCGAAAUAUGCGCCGAAAUCCUGGCGUUCGUCGCAUAGCCAUGGCCUGGACGCGAACGGGCGGCCGGCGUUGGCGUUCUACUUCCGUGUGCAAUUCUACGUCGACAGCCCUCUCCUGCUGCGCGACGAGACGACGCGCCAACAUUACUACCUGCAGCUGCGGCUUAAUGCCGCCUCUACUGCGGCCGCCGGCGAACAUUCAAUCCGACUCGGCAGUUUGGCGUUGCAAGCAGACUUUGGUGACCAUGGCGCCGACGCCGCUGCCUUCCGCCCUGAGGACUACGUGCCUAGCGGUAUGCGAGAGCCCGCUGUGCUGCGCGCCCUCGAAAACGCGCAUCGCGGCUUGCGAAAUGUAUGCAAGAUGGAGGCGCGUGCGCGUUUUAUCGCCGAAGCAUGCAAGUUGGAAGCGGCGGUGAAUGCGCAUGUCUUCCAGCUGCGCGCUUCAAAGCAUGAGCCUGCACCCGGCGGGCUCUUGCUUGCGGUGUGCCCACGCGGCCUACGCGUCUGCCCCGACAACAACCCACCCUCAUUGUUCCUAUGGAGCUCCAUUGGGAAGCUCAGCUUCGAGCGUAAAAAAUUCGAGAUUCGCACCGGGCAUGAAAAACUUACAUUGUACACAAGCAGCGAUGAGAAGAGCCGACUUCUGUUGUCGUUGUGUAAAGCAGCGCAUCAAUUCAGCAUGGCGGUUGCGCCACGACUCACCGAAGCGAAGAAAGAAGAGGAGGAGAUGCAGCGAUGGGACUGCGAUCAGCGGAUUUCGGUGAUAUCAAGCACAUCGUCCAACACCACGUCUGGAAUAGUCAGCGAUCGUGUACACAGUGAGGAUGAAUUGGAAAUUAUGAUCACAAGUCCACCAGCGCCAUCUACCGAAAGUCUAGCGAUCGCGCAUCUAUUGGAUAGCGGUCCUGCAAGUUCACGUACAUCGAAUGCAUCUGCAGUUGGCGCGUUGGCGACCUUGAGCUUGAAGGAUGAAGAAGUUCCCAGCGAAAGCAGUGCGGGUAAACCUGGGAAAUUCACUGGAUCACAAUGUAGUAGUUCGUGUAGCACUGUUGUUGUUUCCACGUCUGUUAUUCUUCCAAAAAGUAAACGGAGACCCUCUACUAGUAGCAGUCUAGAAUUAGGGUACUCACACACAGCGCAAAACUCAGUUGUAAGCGAUUCAACAUGCACCGAUCAGGAUUUACGCGAACCUGUCUACACCUCAGGCCCUGCACCGAGUAGUCACACCAGCGGCGUGUACACACUCAGCUCCAGCGAGCAGUACACAACACCCAGCGAAGAAUAUAGUACCUUAGGUGCCAUACCUCUGGAAGAAGAUCAAGUUGACGGCUAUCGAAAUCGUUCAAAUUCCAAUGUGAGCAAUUCAGGUUCAUUCCGUGGCGAUGGCAGCGACCCUACCGACAAUCAACAUACACUACUCUCCGCUGAGGAACUGUCUGAUUUGAUCGUCGGCAGGUAUCCUUCCUGCAAAUCCGGUUACAUUCCUAUACCACCCAAGCGUAUUGAUUCGAUUGAACCGCGUGCCAGACCCCCACCACCUCCAUAUCCUGCUGCUUUCGAUGAGGGGAUGUUACGAGAUCCACCGCCAUACCCCGAAAACCUGCUACCUCCACCACCUCCGGUUUACCCUUCGGAAGAGGUCACUGCCAGAUUCAUCACCACCCGCCCGCCGAAUAUCCUCACCGCGCACACAAGUCUUGUUAGUUCCUCACCUAGUUACUCCAGCGCGCCUAGCGUACCACCUAUUCCUCCGAAACACCCACGUUCUUCACUGGGUUCCAUCAUCUCUCUAAUAAUUAUCCUAGAUUACAUGGAGAUUAGUGAUUGUCAGACAUUACUCUGGACUGCUGCAUUCUGUCGAUUGUUAUUGUAUAAAAGUUCGUGGCACUUUUUAAGAUAA
Molecule: messenger RNA, 2907 nt
Organism: Dalotia coriaria
Lineage: Eukaryota; Metazoa; Arthropoda; Insecta; Coleoptera; Staphylinidae
Product: protein expanded-like
Exons: 6
Coding region: 742-2907 (721 amino acids)
Biological process (GO): positive regulation of hippo signaling
Cellular component (GO): cytoskeleton; cytoplasmic side of apical plasma membrane
Source: RefSeq, a predicted model, not a curated record